AGCCGCCGCCGCCGCGCCGCCGCAGAGCCGCCGGGAUGAGCGCGGGCGGCCCCGGCGGGGGGGAGGACGGCCCGGAAGGCUGCGCGCUGGGCUGGUCCGGGCCCCGCUGCUCUCCCCGCUCCCGGGGCGGCGAGGCCGUGCUCCGCGCCCGCGCAGAGGCUGCGGGGUACCGGCGGCUGCUCCGCGCCCGCGCGGCGGAGGUGGAGGCGCUGCGCGGGGCCGUGGGAGCGCUGCAUCGGCAGCUGGAGGGGCUCCGCGACCGGCGCAGCGGGGAGCUCGCCAAGUAUCAGGAGCGGGUGGCGGAGCUGGAGCGGCAGAUCGGCGAAGCGGAACAGGAGAUGGCGCGGUGCCUCCGGGAGUACCCCGCGCUGCUGCGGCUGCGGAUGGCGCUGGACGCGGAGAUCGCCGCGUAUCGGGAGAUGCUGGAAGGGGAGGAGCUGCGCCUGGGUGCCGUGGUACCGCCGUGACGGGGCGCAAACCCCUUCGCUGCGGACCGGGGACCGCCGGAACCCCCCGGGCUCCCGGCACCGGGCUGCUGCUCUGCGGGGCCCUCCGUGCCCCCCGCCCCCCUGCAGCGCCCUCCAUUCCCGAGCCACGGGACCCCCGGACUCCUGGAACCCGGUCCUUCCGGACCCCUUUGCCACGGGAGCCCUGGGCUCCGUCGACGUCCCCGGGAGGCCCCCACUCCCCGGCGGGGCAGCGCCCCGGGCCGCACAUCAGUCUCACCAGCCUCUCCAGAGCGGCAGCAGGGCUGCAGUCCCGGCCCUGGUCCACGCGGGUGCGCCUCAAUAAACGCCCCGUGGCAUUACCCAGCGCCCAGCGCUCCGCGUGAUGGGGCCGCGACCCCCGGCAGCUCCGUGUGCGUGGGGCUGCGGCUGAGGCCGUGCCCGGCGCUGCUCCACGGCUGCGUGGUCUGUGGGCCAUUUCCUGCCAACGAGGCCUGGCUGCGGGGUCUGUGCUCGUUCUCACCCGCCGCAGCCCCCAGCUGGAGCUGCCGGCUGGAUGUCCUGCAGGAUGCUGGCAGGAUGCUGCAGGCAAAGCGGAGCUGGGAGCUCCAGGGCACAGAGCCCCGCUCUGCCCCACGCGCCCCGACUGAGGUUUUUCACAGAAAAGCCAAGCUCAGCUCUUUUACAGAGGUUAAGAAAAGGCGCCUCAAUAUAACAGAAGUGGAUGGGAAUGUCGGCACCGGGCGGCUUUGGGUGCCUCACCCCGGGCUGCUGCCCCUCAGCCCCCUCAACCCCGCGCGCCCCUCAGCCCCGCUGCAGCCAGGCUGCGUCCACCUCCCGCCAUCCGCUCCAGGGGCUCCAGGAGCUGUUGGUGUAGCUGUAGGGGUCCUGGCAGCUGAUGCGCACCCGUCGCACGCGCUCCUGCAGGCUCGUCUUCUCCGUGCCCUCCACGAAAGCAUCAACCUGCAAAGGGGGGUUUGGUCACGGCUUGGGGACGGGCGCCGCGACCACUGGAGGAGGUGGAGGCGCAGCGCCUGAAGCUGGGGGCACAGCAAUGGGGAGCCUCAGUUCUUCCCCAUCCCAGGCAGUGAUGCUGCAUCACUUGGGCAGUGCUGGGGGGAAGCAGAGGUGACAGCUGGGAGUGACAAUUUCCCAACCCCCCUCCUCCCCACCCCCGGGGGUCACCAAGCACUGCUCCUAACGAUGCUGCUGCGCUGAGGGAGAGGCGGGGGGAGGUUUUGGUCGUGUGGGCAGAGGGAAGCUGAGCGCACAGCGGGGCAGGAGGGUGCAGGCACAGCCUGCCCCGUUACCUUGGUGCCGUUGGGGAGCUCGUACUGCAGCCGGUAGAGGAGGGCGAAGUAGGACUUGGGGAGUGGCCAGGAGGCCGGGGGGGCCCAGGCCAGGUGGAGCCGCCCCUCCUGAAGGUGGGCGGUCAGCGCCUGCGGGGGGUCGGGCCGCACUGCGGGCAGCACAGCACAGCGGGGCUCAGCGUGGGGCUGCGGCCCGCCGGGCUUCCCGGCACCCUGACCCCCACCGGGGCCGUCUGUGGGCUGAGCUCACCAAUAUCACGGACAAAGAAGUGGAUGGAGAAGUUGAGGAAGGAGGUGUCUGAGAUCCCCUCGAAGCGCAGCUGCAGAGGGCGCAGCUCCUCUGCGAAGGGGCAGAAGGAGGGGUCCGUGAAGUUGGCGUUGAACUGCCCGCCGUGCCCCGCUGCUGGCACCCAGUCCCCGACGGAGCCGUCGCUGUGCAGGAAGGCAGUGUGAGCGUG
Molecule: messenger RNA, 2214 nt
Organism: Lagopus muta (rock ptarmigan)
Lineage: Eukaryota; Metazoa; Chordata; Aves; Galliformes; Phasianidae
Product: alpha-internexin-like
Exons: 3
Coding region: 36-467 (143 amino acids)
Biological process (GO): neurofilament bundle assembly
Cellular component (GO): postsynaptic intermediate filament cytoskeleton; cytoplasm; axon
Molecular function (GO): structural constituent of postsynaptic intermediate filament cytoskeleton
Source: RefSeq, a predicted model, not a curated record